Sceloporus undulatus (fence lizard) is the source of this 3011-nucleotide messenger RNA. It is a transcript of the gene SH3BGRL2, whose product is annotated as SH3 domain binding glutamate rich protein like 2. Lineage: Eukaryota; Metazoa; Chordata; Lepidosauria; Squamata; Phrynosomatidae. Gene Ontology annotation, cellular component: cytoplasm. The record is from RefSeq and is a predicted model, not a curated record. The coding region runs from base 264 to 590 and encodes 108 amino acids. The transcript is spliced from 4 exons.
UGUUGUGCCCGGUGUUGCCCCGGAGGAGAUAGAAGCCCCUGCUGCCCUGCUCCUCCUCUGGCUGCUGCUGCUGCUGGCCCCACUCUCUCUGCGGGAAGAAGGGAGGGAGGGAGGGAGGGCUGCAGGCAGGCAGGCGGCGCUCCCUGUGGCCUCACCUGGCCGAGAGAGAAAGAGACAGGGCCAGGGGGCUCCUCCUCCUCCUCCUCCUCUGCGCCCUGGACCAAGGAAGGAAGGAAGGGAAAGGCCAGAGGGAAGAAGGGAAGAUGGUCAUCCGCGUGUUCAUCGCCUCCUCCACGGGCUCCGUGGCGAUAAAGAAGAGGCAGCAAGACAUUGUCCGAUUUCUGGAAGCCAACAAGAUUGACUUUCAAGAGGUGGAUAUCACCAUGUCAGAGGAGCAAAGGCGAUGGAUGUAUAAAAAUAUCCCUAAGGACAAACAACCUGCCCAAGGCAAUCCAUUACCUCCCCAGAUUUUCAGCGAUGAUGAGUACUGUGGAGAUUAUGACUCAUUCUUUGAAUCCAAGGAAAGCAACACUGUCUUUACAUUUCUUGGGUUGAAACCUAGUUUGGCAUCAAAGGAAUCAGAGCCUUAACAAAGUUCCUUGAGGAUUCAACAAGCACAUUGUCUGGGUGAAUGAAAUCCUUGAUGUUCAGCACACAACACUUUCCCUAGUGGAUCACUGUGAUACAAGCCAAUGUGCACCAUCAAUAUUUUGCUUGACACUGAAGAAGUGAAAUUUGACAGUGGAAACAAAUUGGGGUAAAUGGUAGUGGUGGUGGUGGUGGUGGGUACUCUCCCUUCUUUGCAAACAUAUCUGAAGUAAAUGCCAGGGACCAUUGUUCUAGUAAGGCUGUGAUGUUCCAUUUGAAUAAUACAGUCUGUAUUGUGAGAGCUUCAGUGGUUCUGAGCUGAGAGAUGCAGCAGACAUGACCUUCAACACAAUUAACCAUGAAAAUAAGCAGUGUUGAGUUGUGAAAAUAUAACCUUCCCAAAAAAAAAUCCAAAAUCCGAAAAAAGGCAGGGUUUCGACCCCCCCCCCCCAAAAAAAAAUCUAAUUGUGCUGAAAAUGUGCUCAUAGCUAUUGAUAGGCCCUGGUUUAUUUUUCCCAUGAAAAAUCAAAUAUCGAAAAUCUCACCUCUCAUCUGGCUGACAUGUUGCUGUAGAUUAUGAAGGCAAAAAUCUUCCUGCACAUGACACCUCACUCCAGGGUUGAGGACUUUGCUUUGACUGUAAACUAAGAAUAAUCUCUUCAUGCAGCCUCAGAGAAAGAAUUUGCUGUGAGGCAUCCAACGACAUACAUCUCAACUCUAGAGGGGAAUGAAUGCCAGGGUCUCUCACUUUGAGCUACACAUUUGCCAAAGUUGAUACUUAUAAAUUCAGUAUUUAUUACUCUAUUUUACAGUAUCAUUGCUGUCAGUGAGAUUCAUGGCAGAACAAAGGAUAAAACCUGUAUAGUGCCAUGGAAUGUAACCAGAGCCUGUUAAAGCACUUAAACCAGAAUUUUAAGCAGGUUAAUAGUUCUGUUGCCUUAAAGGGAAGGUGGUAUGAGGAGGUUUGGUUUUUGUUUUUAAUUUUUUUUACAAAAGACAGAAGCGUUAUUUUCUGUCUACAAAAUAUGUCACUUUACCUGCUUGUGCUGGAUUAGGCUGGAAUGUUUAGGAUCUUCCUGUGAUGAGCCAUAAUCAGUAGUAAGGAUAGCACAUUCUUUCCAAGUGGUAUAUCUUUGAUACUUAUAAAUCAGGGAUUUGUAACCCCUCCAAAUGUUGUUAGAACACAACAGCCUGUGCCUGUAGCUAGCAUAACCAGUGGUAAAGGAUUGUGGCAGUUGUAGGCUAGCAAUGUUUGGAGGGCCUUGUGCCCUGUCUCCCUGAUUUGAAUGAACAAUGUCGGAUUGAAACAAUAGUAAUGUAUUCCAAUUCAUCUCUACUCUGAAGUAAUUUCCAUUGAGAGCCAUUCUCAUGUGAGUGUGUAUAGGAUUAUGGCAUAGCUAACUUUUUAAAAAAUAGUUUUAUUUAUCAUUUGAAGCCCCACUACUGUGCCAAUUUUGAGGGGAAAGAUUUUUUAGCAGCCUUCUUGUCAAAACAGUUCCCCAAUACUUUCUUUUUUCCCCCUGUUUGAACCUAAAUUUGUGGUUGCUUCUAUAUGGAUGCUUUUCCAUGGUUUCCCUUUGCUUCUUUAUGAAGUGUCUCUGUUCUAAAAGACCACUAGAUUUGCCAGUGUACAGCUUGCAGUCCCUGCAUCCCAGGAUGCUUACCUAUACCAUGGGAAGAAUGAAAAUAUCAGAACUACAAAUACAAAGAUUCAGAUGCUGCUGAUUUUGCAUCUGUUGUAAUUGGAAGAUCUCAACCAGCAGGAUUUUAGUCUGGAGUAGAUUUCCUUUCAGAACUGAACUUUUGGCAGCACUCAGAAUUGUUUCUUAUGUAGAACUAAUAAUAUUUGGAUAUUCCAGUGUAUCAGUUUACAUAAAUCCUAAAUCCUAAUUUCAAGCCCUAAUUUAAAAUGUAGGUGCUUAUAUGUGAAGUUCACAUUCUAUGCUACUAUCCCAAAGAGAAAUACUUGUUGAAGUUCACACUCAGAGAAAGUUGUGUUUAAGCUAUUUUAGGGCGAGCUGGUUAUAAUUAGCUUAAAUCUCAUUCAUUUCAAUGAGAAUUAAGCAAAACACAUAACUAAACUGCAGCUUAUGUUUAUUGUGUAGCAGAAGAAUAGGAAUUAUGCACAACUCCAGAGGUUGACUGUAAGUCCCAUCAACCCUAGCUGACACAGGCAAUGCAAAAAGAGAACCCAAUGGAAUUGAAACUGGGUGCAUUCAAAGUUAAGAACUAAUACCCUUCCUCAACAACUCUAAUUAAUUUGAUGGUGGGAGUGGUGUAGCUGGAUGCUGCUGAGACUAUAAGCCCUGACUUCCUUUGGGCAGAGGGCUAGAGGACUUGAAUCAGCAUUUGGCUCUGCAUUUCAUGUGCUCCCACACACAAGCAGAAUGUGUGAGAGUGUCCCUUCUUUAGUCAAGUGAGUU